Messenger RNA from Debaryomyces hansenii CBS767, 1509 nucleotides. RefSeq lists its product as uncharacterized. The record is from RefSeq and is a predicted model, not a curated record. NCBI's taxonomy places the organism in Eukaryota, Fungi, Ascomycota, Pichiomycetes, Serinales, Debaryomycetaceae. Gene Ontology annotation, biological process: tRNA processing. Bases 1 to 1509 code for a protein of 502 amino acids. Gene Ontology annotation, molecular function: ATP binding; ligase activity, forming carbon-nitrogen bonds. The transcript has a single exon.
AUGAUAUCCAACAGAUUGUUUGGAGAAGUGCUACGGAAGUGUUUUAAGAAUGGAACGUUUCCAGAAAGAAUAGUGGUUGCUCUAUCAGGUGGGGUUGACUCAUUGUGUCUCACAUAUUUAUUGGGACAAUUCAAGAGAAUAUACAAACCAAGCUUGCAAAUUACAGCCAUCACCAUUGACCACAAGUACCGGGCAGGUUCGGGUAAAGAGGCGGAGAAGGUUGGGGUAUUGGUACGUCCAUGGGGAGUGAAGCACAUAGUGAAGACUUUGGAGUAUGAAGACCGAGAUAUUGGAAAGAUAACGAACUUCGAAGAGGUUGCACGGGAGAAGAGAUACGAUAUAUUUGAGCAAGUAUGCCGAGAAUUGGAUGUGAAGAGUUUGAUUGUAGCUCAUAACUUGAACGAUCAAAUAGAGACGUUUUUGCAGAGAUUGCAGCAGAAUUCGUCGAUAUUUGGCUUGGUAGGAUUACGCACGGUCGACCAUCUUCCAAUAAGUCCCACGAGUCCGUCUGAAAAUGGUGAUUCAAUACAUGUAGUGCGACCACUAUUAUCAUUUGAUAAGUCAGAGAUUAUUGAGACAUGCACAAAGAAUGGUAUUCGGUGGUUUGAAGACCACACCAAUAGCGACAUCCAUCUCACAAGACGGAAUCUUUUGCGGCAUAUUGUUUCCGAAGUUGUACCCCAUAGACUAGACAAUCAAGACAUUCCGAUCGAAGAGUGUAACGCGUUGCUGCUUGUAAGCAAAGAGUCGUUGGUGAAAACACAUAACGAGAUACUUUCGUUGGUUUGCGAGAUGCAACAUCAGAUUGCAAAUAUAGAGAACCACUUGAAACUACGGGGCCUCUUCAGCCUCGACAAAAAGAAUCUUCUGUUGACGGUAUCCCUUCCAUUCAAUAUUUUAGAUACAUAUAACCCUAUGGUGCUAAGCCGAUUCUUUUAUCAGAACAUGUAUUUAAUUUCGUCUGUAAAGCAUUACCAUUGGUCCUACGCGAAAUUAGAAAGGCAUGCUAUACCAAAGAUUCUAAGAUUUUACAAUAAUAAUAAGGAAAUUAGUCCACCAGUCUCGAUGAAAUUGACCUAUCUAAAUGUUUUGUUUAAUAUCAAACUAGACACUCACAACAAGCAGAUGCGAAUAUCGCUCACCAGACAGCCAUUAAUGCGUAAUGAAUAUUCACAAGUCUGCCUCGAUUGCACUCUUAACGACCAAUGGUCCGACUGGUUCAUGUUCGAUAGACGCUAUUGGAUCAGGUUGAAGCUGCGUAACUCAGAUAUCAAAGUGUCUAUAGUGCCCUACAGACACAAUGACGUUGCAUUCAGAAAGCAACUUAAUUUAGCAUUCAAAGGCUCAAAUAAUGGUCCAUUACUAUCCAUUUUACAAGAGGGAACUCCGGUAAUAGUUACGUACAGUCAUUCUGGACAUUUCGCCGCCUUGCCUACCUACAAUAUCUACUCCCAGGAGGAUGUAAUAGACGUAGAAUGGCUUGCAAAGAAUAACGUACAUAGUUUAUAG